Messenger RNA from Rhopalosiphum maidis (corn leaf aphid), 1119 nucleotides. RefSeq lists its product as uncharacterized. Gene Ontology annotation, biological process: detection of chemical stimulus involved in sensory perception of smell; sensory perception of smell. The record is from RefSeq and is a predicted model, not a curated record. The transcript is spliced from 5 exons. Gene Ontology annotation, cellular component: plasma membrane. Lineage: Eukaryota; Metazoa; Arthropoda; Insecta; Hemiptera; Aphididae. Gene Ontology annotation, molecular function: olfactory receptor activity; odorant binding. Bases 1 to 1119 code for a protein of 372 amino acids.
AUGGAGCACAUAGUUGAUAUAUUUUUGAAAAAUAUGGGAUGCAACGACGACCGCAGUUAUGACACAAUGUGUCUAGUAAUUUUUACCUACUGUGAGUUAGCCGUCUCUCUGUUCUUUGCAGUGUUGACUUACCCGUCGAUCACCAACUCGAAAGAAGAUCUAUCAGUUCGCCUCUAUGGGCUACUAUGCUUCCUUAUCGAAAGUCAUAUUUUCAUUUUUAUAGCCAUCCGGUUAUAUUAUCAGUCACAAUAUCGCGAUAUGUACCAGCGUACGCUGAAAACAGGAAUCCCGGAACACUUUAGACAGAAAAUCGCUAUGAUGAUCAAACACUACUUUAUCAUAUCGAACGUAUUCGUAGCAGUUUCCAUAUUGUAUACGAUUUCAAUGGAUUGGGUGCAGAUGGGCGAUCCAUUCACAUUUCCUUUCGUAGACAUUCUGCCGAUAAAAACCACAAACUUGGUUAUUUACGUGUGCAAAUAUAUAUUAUACACUUUGCCCGUGUACAUCGCACACUUAGAAAUUUGUUUCUUAAAUGUGACUUUUAUGUAUUCGACGGGCGUUGUGAAGAGAUAUUUUCAGAUACUCGACAAACAGGUCGAAGAAGCGAUAGUAAACAAGGAUGAACAGAAAUUAAAAAUCGCGAUUAAACGCCAUCAAGAAGUGUUGAAAUUUUUCAAUGAUAUGAAGACGGGAUAUGAGAAACCAAUAUUAUUUACUAUAGAAUUUUGUGGAUUGUAUGUUGGUUUGACUAGUUAUUUCACUAGUUUAGUCAUACAGGGUUAUAUUCACAAAAUAAUAUUGGGAUUAUGUAUAGUUAGUAGUAUGGCGUGCCUCUUAACAAUCAUAAUUUAUUGCAUUAAUGCAAGUAAUAUGUAUGAUUUACACGAUGGUAUAUUGAACGCACUUUUUGAACAUCGUUCAUGUUUUUUUCGAAACAAUUCAUUUAAAAGUCUUAUUUCAAUAAUGAUGAUAAGAGCCACAACACCAUUAGAAUUUAAAGUUGGUUCCGUUUUUACCAUAAACUCAAAUUUACUUAUAAAAAUUCUAAAAUGUGUGUAUACGGUAUUUAAUGUAUUAUUAACUUCAAUCAACCGCAAAUUUAAAGAAACUGCAAUAUGA